UUUUUUUAAAUAGUGACCUUGUUUUGUUUGUUUGAUAUGUUGGUACUCUUGACUUGACUGUCAGAUUGUUUAAAACGCCGGAAGUUGGGUUUGUUUUAUCUCAACAUCAUCAAUUUUCGAAUUAAAAUAUAAAUAAAAACUCUCCUGAUAAUGACGUCGACAUCGCCGUCCUUUGUUUUAAAGAAAAAUCUGUCUUCAGUUCGUAAGAAAAUGGCAGGUUCCAAAUUUGAAUUAACUGAAGAGCAGAAGAACGAUAUUAAAGAGGCAUUUGACUUGUUUGAUAACGAAGGGGCAGGGAAGAUCGACGCUAAAGACCUUAAGGUAGCGAUCAGAGCGUUGGGAUUUGAACCAAAGAAGGAAGAAAUAAAGAAAAUGAUUGCCGAUAUUGAUACACACGGUACUGGGAAACUAUCGUUUGAUGAUUUCUUGCAAUUGAUGACAGUGAAAAUGGCCGAAAAAGAUUCUAAAGAGGAAAUUAUGAAGGCGUUUCGAUUGUUUGAUGAUGAUGACACUGGGAAAAUCAGUUUUAAGAAUCUAAAAAGAGUGGCCAAGGAACUGGGGGAGAACUUAACAGAUGAAGAACUGCAAGAAAUGAUUGAUGAGGCAGACAGGGAUGGAGAUGGGGAAAUCAACCAGGAGGAAUUUUUACGAAUUAUGAAAAAAACUAGUUUGUAUUAAUUUUCCGAAGACAUCUAUCACAAAUGUUUGGAAGUCUAGUCACUAUUGCACGAGUUGUCAGUAUUGCAAAAGAAUAAUUAUGUGUUGCAUGGCUGCUUUAUUAAAUUUUGAUAACACAACAUAUAAAAAUAUAAAAAAAUAUAUUUUUUAAAUAACAUUCCUUCAAAUAAAUCACUGGAUAAA
Messenger RNA from Tribolium madens (black flour beetle), 861 nucleotides. RefSeq names its product caltractin. Bases 151 to 678 code for a protein of 175 amino acids. Gene Ontology annotation, biological process: centriole replication; mitotic cell cycle. Gene Ontology annotation, molecular function: calcium ion binding. The transcript is spliced from 2 exons. NCBI's taxonomy places the organism in Eukaryota, Metazoa, Arthropoda, Insecta, Coleoptera, Tenebrionidae. Gene Ontology annotation, cellular component: centriole; centrosome. The record is from RefSeq and is a predicted model, not a curated record.